GUGCCACCGUGUACGUACACGUUCGCUCGGCCUCCUUUUCCCCUCGCCGUCGCUCCCUCGCUCAGACCGACGCGCACCGCCGCCUCCCACCAGCAUCUCCUUCUGCCGCCGCCGCCGCCUAACUCUCUCCCUGUGCCGGAGGCCCAGCUCUCCGCAGCGUCUCUUGUUCCUCCCCUGCAACGACUCCAGCCUCCGACUGCACGCGCGAAGCCCUCCUCCGAACUUGACAUCGACACCGGCGCCGGCGAGGCGAGACGACCAGCCGGGUGUCACUUGCUCAAAUUCGUUCAGAUCGUAACUAGGUCCUGACAGCGAAUCCCUGUCUAGCUAGCUGCCUCGCUCUCUCCCUGCGCCGUUUAGAGCGAGGAGGUGGAGGCGAUGGGGACCAUGACGAUCGGUGCCAGGUACAAGGCCACGCUCAAGGACCGCGGCACCGGCGGCGUCCUCCGCAUGAGUGAAGAUAAGUUAACAUUUACUCCUAAUGAUCCACGCUCACUAAUGAAGCUCAGUGUCGAUUUUCGGACCAUCAAAGGCCAUAAGUUCAACAAGGUAGAUGGUAGCAAACCAACACCGGCAUUAUUGAAUCUUUCAAAAGAUUCUGACAAGGGGGGAGGCUAUAUUUUUGAGUUUGAGAAUGUUGGUAACCGUGAUUUGUGUCGCGACUUUGUAGCUAGGGUUUUAGGCAAACAUCAAGGUACUGUGCCUGCUAGACCAAAUGUACCUCCUGAGAUAUCAGCUGUGUCAACUGGUCCAGAACAGCUCAGUUCUGCCGAAAUGGAACGGCGAAUGAAAUUGCUACGAGAAGACAGUGAACUGCAGAAGUUACAUAAGAAGUUUGUGCUUGGUAAUAUUCUCCAAGAGUCUGAAUUUUGGGCAACAAGAAAGAAUUUACUUGACGAUGAAACAAACAAAGCAUCAAAACAAAAGCCAGGUUUCAAAAGUGCCAUGCUAGCUGAUGUUAGGCCAUCAGCUGAUGGACAGACAAACAAGGUUACUUUCAGUCUGACUACUGAGAUUAUCCAUCAGAUUUUUGCAGAAAAGCCAGCCGUGCAUCGGGCAUUUUUAGAUUAUGUCCCGAAGAAGUUGUCAGAAAAGGAUUUUUGGACAAAGUACUGUAGAGCUGAGUAUCUACUUAGAACAAAAAAUACUUUAGCGGCAAAAGCUGAGGCCGCUGAUGAUGAGGAAUUAGCCAUGUUUUUGAAAAAUGAUGAUAUACUUGCCAAGGAGGCAAAGCUCAAGAUAAAACGAGUUGAUCCAACAUUAGACAUGGAGGCAGAUGCAGGAGAUGACUACAUCCAUCUUCUGGAUCACGGGAUUCUCCGUGAUGGCAGCAGAGACACAACUGAUACUGAUAGCGAGUUGGCUAGGAGAACACUUUCUCAGGAUCUGAAUCGGCAUGCUGCUGUUGUUCUUGAAGGGAGAUCAACAGAUAUUGAAUCAACUGAUACGAAGACUGUGGCUGAAGCACUUGCACGGUCCAAGAAGGAACCACCUCCUAGCUCUGUUGCUGAUGAUGCUAGUCAUGAGAGAUUGGUAAAGGUGGCCCGCAUGACUGAGAUAGAGGAUCUGCAAGCUCCACGAAGUCUCCCAUACGCUCCACUUUGUAUAAAGGAUCCUCGAGAAUAUUUUGAUUCUCAGCAAGCCAAUGCUCUGAGACCUUUAGGUAGCAACGAUGGAAGAAAGGCCCGCAGCUGCAGCCUGAGCACCGAUGAUACAUUCCAUCAUUUAAUGGAUCAAAUAUCUUCCGUGAAAAUGAACUGUCCGGUUGUUCAGUCAGAUGUUGCUCUAAAGGUUCUUAGUGAAUUGAAUGAAGGAAUUUCACGUUCACGGAGGCUUAAUCUUAAGAAUCCCCAAGACAGUCUCCUUGGUCGUCUUCCUCACCGAACACGAGAUGAACUUAUGGAUCAUUGGACGGCUAUCCAGGAGUUGCUGUGCCAUUUUUGGUCAUCAUACCCAAUAACAACCACAGUCCUUUCUAAUAAGGUUCAACGGCUUAAGGAUGCAAUGACACAGAUAUAUCAGAAAUUACAGGAUAUAAAGGAAUCAGCACAGCCUGAUGUACGGCAUGAAAUAUCUCAACUCGUAAAGCCCAUGACUCAGGCGCUGGAUGCUGCAUUCAACCAUGAGCAGCAGCAGAAAUCUUUAAAGGCCGGGAGCAAGCCCAAUGGGUUUUGAGCAGAGAACACCACCACCCAUAAGGAUUCAACCUGAUUACUGCUAGAGCGUGAGGGCUGCCACACCUGUGAGCUCUUGGCGGCUAUGAUGUGCUAUUGAACUGGAGGCUUUGAUUUUGCUGUGUAUUUUUUAUUUAACGUGGAACAUAAUAACGCUUAGUUGCAAAUUUUGCCUUGGACAUCGUGUCGUAUUCCUCAUUUCCACACCUGUGAGCUCUUGGCGGCAAUGAUGUGCUAUUUAACUGGAGGCUUUGAUUUUGCUGUGUAUUUUUUAUUUAACGUGGAACAUAAUAACGCUUAGUUGCAAAUUUUGCCUUGGACAUCGUGUCGUAUUCCUCAUUUCCACACCUGUGAGCUCUUGGCGGCAAUGAUGUGCUAUUUAACUGGAGGCUUUGAUUUUGCUGUGUAUUUUUUAUUUAACGUGGAACAUAAUAACGCUUAGUUGCAAAUUUUGCCUUGGACAUCGUGUCGUAUUCCUCAUUUCCACACCUGUGAGCUCUUGGCGGCAAUGAUGUGCUAUUUAACUGGAGGCUUUGAUUUUGCUGUGUAUUUUUUAUUUAACGUGGAACAUAAUAACGCUUAGUUGCAAAUUUUGCCUUGGACAUCGUGUCGUAUUCCUCAUUUCCACACCUGUGAGCUCUUGGCGGCAAUGAUGUGCUAUUUAACUGGAGGCUUUGAUUUUGCUGUGUAUUUUUUAUUUAACGUGGAACAUAAUAACGCUUAGUUGCAAAUUUUGCCUUGGACAUCGUGUCGUAUUCCUCAUUUCCACACCUGUGAGCUCUUGGCGGCAAUGAUGUGCUAUUUAACUGGAGGCUUUGAUUUUGCUGUGUAUUUUUUAUUUAACGUGGAACAUAAUAACGCUUAGUUGCAAAUUUUGCCUUGGACAUCGUGUCGUAUUCCUCAUUUCCACACCUGUGAGCUCUUGGCGGCAAUGAUGUGCUAUUUAACUGGAGGCUUUGAUUUUGCUGUGUAUUUUUUAUUUAACGUGGAACAUAAUAACGCUUAGUUGCAAAUUUUGCCUUGGACAUCGUGUCGUAUUCCUCAUUUCCUCCUAGCUGUUUCAAGAUAGAAUAUCAUUCUGGUUCUUUGUUGUGUUUAUGGAUAGCCUAGUUGUUUAUGCUCUACCCUUGCGGUGGCGACGUGCAAAUGGUUAUAAAUAAACCCUAACGAAAAGGUAGCUAUACAAUGAUAAAUCUGCAAUUUGCUUUUGUGGA
This is a messenger RNA of Triticum urartu, 3388 nucleotides long. RefSeq names its product general transcription and DNA repair factor IIH subunit TFB1-1. The record is from RefSeq and is a predicted model, not a curated record. Gene Ontology annotation, biological process: DNA-templated transcription; nucleotide-excision repair. Gene Ontology annotation, cellular component: transcription factor TFIIH core complex. Lineage: Eukaryota; Viridiplantae; Streptophyta; Magnoliopsida; Poales; Poaceae.